CAAGCAGCAGAAGAAGAGGUGACGUCACGUGUUUCCGGGUUCGCGCUGAACCUUUCCAGUAAAGCCGAGAUCCGAGGUGUAUACACAAAGCAGGAAGGAUGCUGGCGUGUCUCGGCUGUCCCGGACUGAGUCGCGCACUCGGCUCAGGGGUGCUGCAUUUACCCAACACUUUUGUGACUCGCGCUCCUCAGAUCUCCUCUUCAGUCAGCAGAGGGAGCCAGGUGGCGUUAGUGCGCUACAGCAGCACGGCUCAGCAGGAAAAAGUCAAGAAAACAAAGUUUGGACCUUUGGCUGACGAGGACAGAAUUUUCACCAACCUUUAUGGCCGACAUGACUGGAGGCUGAAAGGUGCGCUAAGUCGCGGCGACUGGUACAAGACUAAAGAGAUCCUGGAAAAGGGAGUGGACUGGAUCCUCAACGAGAUCAAGGUGUCUGGUCUCCGUGGUCGAGGAGGAGCUGGCUUCCCCACAGGGAUGAAGUGGGGCUUCAUGAACAAACCCAGCGACGGCCGGCCCAAGUACCUGGUGGUGAACGCGGACGAGGGAGAACCCGGGACCUGUAAAGACCGAGAGAUCAUGCGCCAUGACCCACACAAGCUGGUGGAGGGCUGCCUGGUCGCGGGUAGGGCCAUGGGAGCGCGCGCUGCGUAUAUCUAUAUCCGUGGAGAGUUUUACAAUGAGGCGUCCAAUCUUCAGGUGGCCAUUAACGAGGCGUACGGAGCAGGGCUGAUUGGAAAAAAUGCCUGCGGCUCGGGCUAUGACUUUGACGUGUUUGUGAUGCGCGGCGCCGGAGCUUAUAUCUGCGGAGAGGAGACUGCUCUGAUCGAGUCCAUCGAGGGUAAACAGGGGAAGCCCCGUCUGAAGCCACCUUUUCCUGCUGACGUGGGAGUGUUCGGUUGCCCAACCACUGUGGCAAACGUCGAAACAGUGUCUGUAGCCCCGACGAUCUGCCGCCGUGGUGGCUCGUGGUUCGUCAGUUUUGGCAGAGAGAGGAACUCUGGCACAAAGCUUUUUAACAUCUCCGGUCAUGUCAACAACCCCUGCACCGUGGAGGAAGAGAUGUCUAUUCCGAUGAAGGAGCUGAUUGAGAGGCAUGCAGGUGGUGUCCGAGGGGGCUGGGAUAACCUCCUGUGUGUAAUCCCCGGUGGGUCGUCCACACCGCUCAUUCCUAAACACGUGUGUGAGGACGUGCCCAUGGACUUUGACGGCCUCAUACAGGCUCAAACCGGCCUGGGUACCGCAGCACUCAUCGUCAUGGACAAAUCGACGGAUGUAAUCAGAGCUAUUGCACGGCUGAUUGAAUUCUACAAGCAUGAAAGCUGUGGCCAGUGCACCCCCUGCAGGGAAGGAGUGGAUUGGAUGAAUACGAUGAUGUGGCGCUUCGUAAAGGGAGACGCACGGGCAGCAGAGAUCGAUAUGAUCUGGGAGCUCAGCAAACAGAUUGAAGGUCACACCAUUUGUGCUCUGGGAGAUGGAGCUGCGUGGCCCGUACAGGGUUUGAUCCGUCACUUCCGCCCCAUCAUGGAGAGCAGGAUCUCAGAGUUCCAGCAGAAACAACAAGCUCGGGCUUAAGAUUAGCAUCCUCCUUCUCUACAACCUUUUCCCCAAUAUACAUUAUAUUUAAAAAUUUAAGUGUUCUCCAACACUGUUCUCUCCAUCAAACUUGUGAUGCUUUUGCAUCCAGUCUAAAAAAAAAUGACUAAUAAAGUUCUAUGAAUUGUUAGAUUCA
Clarias gariepinus (North African catfish) is the source of this 1728-nucleotide messenger RNA. RefSeq names its product NADH:ubiquinone oxidoreductase core subunit V1 (gene ndufv1). NCBI's taxonomy places the organism in Eukaryota, Metazoa, Chordata, Actinopteri, Siluriformes, Clariidae. The record is from RefSeq and is a predicted model, not a curated record. Gene Ontology annotation, biological process: mitochondrial electron transport, NADH to ubiquinone. The transcript has 11 exons. Bases 99 to 1571 code for a protein of 490 amino acids. Gene Ontology annotation, molecular function: FMN binding; 4 iron, 4 sulfur cluster binding; NADH dehydrogenase (ubiquinone) activity.